AUGAGAACCUCGGAGAAAGGAAGAGAAAAUGCCCACAAACUCAAAUCCCAGGAAGUCCCCAAGUAUAACAGAAUCUUACCAAAAAAUACGUGUAAUUGUAGCACCAAAACAACGGUAGCUUGUCGGUACAACUUUGAGGACAAUACGCAUCGCUGCUAUUGCAAGGUUGGAUUUGGAGGUUCAAGAUGUGAAAAAGAUCUCAAUCUUGUAGCUCUAUACCCAUUCAACGCUAAGUAUAAAGCAAAACCUGUGCAAAAUGAUGUUCCUCCUGGUGCAGCCAACAACGUUGAAUGCUUAGAAGAUUUCAGUUCUCCAUCUGGAGGKUCCUGCCKGUUCAAAGGUGACCAAAGCAGUUAUAUCCAAAUACCAAAUAAAGAAAACGGAAAGCUCGAUUUCAAGGGAUCUUUCACAGUGCUUGCUUACAUAUACGCUGAGCAAAACGGUCCUCUUUUGAACUACAAUGAGAGAGCCUGGGGWACACAUUGGUGGGUUACUGGGUCAGAUAGUCUCGGUCUUUUUGGUCGUGUUGUCAAUAGAUACACUAUGAAGUUAUUUGAUUUUAGUUUUACCCAAAUCCCUCGUAGCCAGUGGGUAUUUGCUGGUUUUACUUACGAUAGAAAGACAGGCAAUUCUAGUCUGUGGAAAGAUGGGGAUCAAUUUGCAAAAGUGAGUUUAACGCCUUCAGACAUAGCAACUCAGUUUAAUAUUCGCAUUGGAGCUCGUAUUGGUGAUGCUAGGUACUUCAGGGGUAAAAUAGCCUGCUUACACAUGUAUGCAAUGGCGCUCAGUAAGGAGGACGUAGAGCAGGCUUGGUAUACUUGUAAAAGACAGAACUUUGGCUAGAUAUAAUUCUGUGCCAAAAUCAUUGAACCAUUCAAUUGAAUUUCCUCAUUGUUAUAUCAUUGUCUUAUUCCCAUAGAUGCAAUGUUGACAUUGAGCAUAUCAGACGCGUAUCGUCCUUUACGCAUAU
Messenger RNA from Exaiptasia diaphana, 970 nucleotides. RefSeq lists its product as uncharacterized. The transcript is spliced from 3 exons. The record is from RefSeq and is a predicted model, not a curated record. The coding region runs from base 1 to 843 and encodes 280 amino acids. Lineage: Eukaryota; Metazoa; Cnidaria; Anthozoa; Actiniaria; Aiptasiidae.